Penicillium chermesinum is the source of this 393-nucleotide messenger RNA. Its product is annotated as 40S ribosomal protein uS8. Gene Ontology annotation, cellular component: ribosome; cytosolic small ribosomal subunit. Gene Ontology annotation, molecular function: structural constituent of ribosome. Gene Ontology annotation, biological process: translation. The transcript has 2 exons. Bases 1 to 393 code for a protein of 130 amino acids. Lineage: Eukaryota; Fungi; Ascomycota; Eurotiomycetes; Eurotiales; Aspergillaceae. The record is from RefSeq and is a predicted model, not a curated record.
AUGGUCAAGACUUCCGUCCUCAACGAUGCCCUCAACGCCAUCAACAACGCUGAGAAGGCUGGCAAGCGCCAGGUCCUGAUCCGUCCUUCCUCCAAGGUCAUCGUCAAGUUCCUGUCUGUCAUGCAGAAGCACGGCUACAUUGGCGAGUUCGAGGAGGUCGAUGACCACCGUUCCGGCAAGAUCGUCAUCCAGCUGAACGGCCGUCUCAACAAGACUGGUGUCAUCAACCCCCGUUACCCCGUCCAGCUCCGUGACCUUGAGAAGUGGGCCACCCAGCUCCUUCCCUCUCGUCAGUUCGGCUUCGUCGUCCUGACCACCUCCGCCGGUAUCAUGGACCACGAGGAGGCCCGCCGCAAGCACGUCGCUGGCAAGCUCCUCGGUUUCUUCUACUAG